Theileria equi strain WA is the source of this 608-nucleotide messenger RNA. RefSeq names its product glutaredoxin-1, grx1, putative. The transcript has 2 exons. The record is from RefSeq and is a predicted model, not a curated record. Bases 81 to 554 code for a protein of 157 amino acids. NCBI's taxonomy places the organism in Eukaryota, Apicomplexa, Aconoidasida, Piroplasmida, Theileriidae.
ACUCCAUACCUUUUGGUUGUUUUGAGUUCAGUUGUUGUAGUCUUACAAGUAGAAAUUUGUUCUUUGCAAAUCACGGCCAUAUGCUGUUUGUGACGGUAAAGAUCCUUGCUUUGGUUUCUAUUGCCUUCUUACCUUCUUACUCUUCCUUCAAUCGUUUUCCAAACGUCCUCUUUAGAGGUGCUAGUGUAAGCUUGUUCGCUCUCAAUCCCGUAUCUGCUAACAAAAUGUCCGGUAACGAUGUCAAGGGCUGGGUCGAUGGCCUCAUCAAGAAACAUCAAAUCGUCGUCUUUGCCAAGUCGUACUGCCCUUACUGCGUAAGUGCUAUCGACGCUAUUAGGGGCCUAAACCCAGAUGAUUUGCAUGUAGAAAAUAUUGAGGAUAAUAAACACUGUACCGAAAUUCAAGACUACCUUGGAAGCCUUACAGGAGCAAGAUCGGUACCUCGCGUCUUCCUUGGAGGAAAGUUCUUUGGUGACUCCACCUUUACCGUAGGAGCUAUCCAAAACGGCACAUUUGCUCACGAAUUGAAAAAACUCAAAAAGGCUGACCUUUAAGUCAUGUUAAUUUUUUGUAACUGCACUGUUUAUGGUAAUUUGUAUGAAUGCGUU